AUGAAUAGAAAUAAUGAUACAACUAUUUUAUUUCAAAGAAUAAUAAGAAAUAAGAUUCUUUUAAAUAAUAUAUGUGAUCAUAUCCCAUCAAUCAGUUUAUAUCAUGCAACUUGUACAUCAAUCAUUUAUAAAUUUAAACAAGUCAAGUCACUUUGUUGGAUCAUUAGAAAUAACUAUAUAUCAUCGUUGAUCUAUUUCUCAAAGUAUUUACCUAUAAAAAAUAUAACAGUAGAUGAUGCGUUGUUUAUUGCGAGUAAAGUUGUGAAUUUAGAUCAGUUGAAAUCGAUAAUGAAAGAAUUGGAUAUCACUUCUCUAUUUACAGAAUCACGUGAUAUACUGCCGUAUCAUGCCAGAUUUGGAUGUGAAUGGUUUAAGAGUAUUGCCAACUCCUCUCAACAAGCAAACCUGCCAAAUCUAAGUGAUAAACAAAAGAAUCAAGCAAUAAACUAUGCAUUUCAAUCUGGUGAUGAAGAUCUGUUGGAAUACCUAUUGAUAGACUGGCCAUUGGUUCACAGAUAUUUCAAAAGACAAUAUCUCUCCUCUUGUUAG
This is a messenger RNA of Heterostelium album PN500, 549 nucleotides long. RefSeq lists its product as uncharacterized. Bases 1 to 549 code for a protein of 182 amino acids. Lineage: Eukaryota; Evosea; Eumycetozoa; Acytosteliales; Acytosteliaceae. The record is from RefSeq and is a predicted model, not a curated record. The transcript has a single exon.